This is a messenger RNA of Pleurotus ostreatus (oyster mushroom), 1113 nucleotides long. RefSeq lists its product as uncharacterized. The record is from RefSeq and is a predicted model, not a curated record. The transcript has 6 exons. Bases 1 to 1113 code for a protein of 370 amino acids. Lineage: Eukaryota; Fungi; Basidiomycota; Agaricomycetes; Agaricales; Pleurotaceae.
AUGGCACCCCCCUUCAUAUCGACGGCCAUACCCUCAUCGCAUCCAAAUAAUGGGAACGCGAAAUCCCUCAACAAACUCCUGCGCAAGUCUGCAAAGACGCUCAUGCGGUCACAUCGCUUCAAGAUUCCGAAGUAUGAUCUGCCGAUACGGCUGCGGCCGUGGUUCCUCGUCCUCACAACCCUCGUCAUGAUCAUCCUCGCCUUCCUCGGGUUCACCAACUUCGCCCACGCGCUCCCCCUCAACGACAAAAUCCUCCACUUCGUGUGCUUCAUGCUUGCGACCGGCGUCUUCUAUUUUAUAUUUGAUGUCGAGGAGGAGGCGCGCCGGAUAUGGUUCUGGCGGCACGCGAACAUGCUGCUUACUGGCUUCAUAUGUUUCUUCUGCGGCGGCAUUAUGAGCGAGUUCGUUCAGUCCAUGUUACCUUAUAAGGAGUUCCAGUUCGGUGAUGUCGUGGCGAACCUUAUGGGAUCCUCUGUGGGGUUGUACGUCGCGUACCAUUUGGAGAAGUAUUACCGAUACCGGAGGGAGAUCGCCCGCCUGUACCGCCCCAUCGAGACCGACUACUCGUCGGACGACUCCGAGGACGAGGAUUCGUUCAGCAUGACGGCGCAGCUUCUCCCCCUCCACACCACCACCCGCCCCUCCUCGAACACCAACACCAACAACACCAACACCCACUCCAACACCAGCGACCCAUUCAGCGAUCCUCCAAACAACACCCGCGAUAACCGCAGUAGCGCGAAUAACUCGCGCUACAUCCCGUCGAACACGGCGAAGCUGCGCGAGCAGCGGCAGAGGAACGGGGGGAAGAAGAAGUCGGUGAGGUUUACGGAUGUGUGGGAUGCGGGGGAGCGGGAGGAGCUGUUUGCUGUGGGGGAUGCGGGGGAGAGCGAUGAGGAUGACGAGGAUGUGCCGCUGGCGGUGAGGAAGGGGAGCUUGACUACGGGUGGGAGGGAUGUGAAUGGGCGGGGAAGUGGUACAGGGAGAGGAGAAGGAGGGACAGUGAGUGGUAUAGGGAAUGGGAGUGGUACGGACGCAGUCGUCGCGGCGCAAUCCCAAUCCCACGUCGACUCGCGGCAGGAUAUCCCGAGAAUAUAUGUCACGGACUCAUAG